Molecule: messenger RNA, 1773 nt
Organism: Nymphaea colorata (pocket water lily)
Lineage: Eukaryota; Viridiplantae; Streptophyta; Magnoliopsida; Nymphaeales; Nymphaeaceae
Product: protein NRT1/ PTR FAMILY 5.6-like
Exons: 4
Coding region: 1-1773 (590 amino acids)
Biological process (GO): transmembrane transport
Cellular component (GO): membrane
Molecular function (GO): transmembrane transporter activity
Source: RefSeq, a predicted model, not a curated record
AUGGAGAUCGGAGGGGAAGUAGGUGCACACAACAGGGAGGUUGAAGAUGGGUCUGUAGAUUAUAAGGGAAGGGUUCCUCUCAGGGCAACCACCGGGGGUUGGAAGGCUUCUCUCUUCAUCAUAGCGUUGGAGUUCGGGGAGAGGCUUUGCUACUUCGGCAUCGUCUCAAACCUUUUCAUGUAUCUCAUGACUGUGCUCCACCAAGACGUGAAAACAGCAGCUAAGAACGUGAAUGAAUUUGUUGGAGUGAGCACAGUUGUGCCUCUGAUUGGGGGCUUCUUAGCCGAUUCUUACACCGGUAGUUUCCGGAUGGUCGUCUUAUCCUCCUCACUCUACCAAAUAGGUCUGAUGCUUCUAGCCGCAUCACAGCUGCUGCCACUCUUAAAGCCACCAGCAUGCGUGGGCGAUUCAUGCAGCGGAUCCCUUGGGCUCCACAAGACUGUGUUCUUCGUAGCACUGUACCUCAUCUCCGUGGCGUCAGGAGUGCAUAAACCCUCACUAGAAAGCUUUGGUGCAGACCAGUUUGAUGAGACUGAUCAUGGUGAGAGGAGGAAGAAGACGUCCUUCUUCAACUGGUGGUUCUUCGGAGCAUGCAGUGGAACCCUUCUCGGCGUCUCUGCCUUCGUCUACGUAACUGAACACCUUGGUUGGGGCGUAGGAUUUGCUGUGCUCGCCGUCGUCUUGGCCAUAGUCUUUCUGUCUUUGCUCAUUGGAACACCCUACUAUAGGUACAAGGUGCCUCGCGGGAGCCCAUUGACUCCCAUGCUGCAGGUCUUUGUCGCAGCCAUGGCUAAAAAGAAGCUGCCCCUUCCUUCUGACCCUUCACAGCUCUAUGACCCGGUGGUACCAGGGAGGAGACGCGUUUCUCACACAUCCAGGAUGAGGUUCCUUGACAAGGCUGCAAUCAUAGACCAAGUUGAACCACAAGAAGGAAGCAAGAAGAUGACCGGCCAGAAUCCGACCAGUGAAUAUUGCCGCCACCCAUGGAGGCUGGCGACAGUGACACAGGUGGAGGAGACCAAGCAGCUGGUAUCUAUCAUUCCCAUCUGGUCCGCGGCUCUCAUGUACGGUAUCUGCAUCGCUCAAAGCGACACCUUCUUCAUCAAGCAGGGCUCUGUCAUGGACAGGCAUAUAACCCCCAGCAUCGAGAUCCCCGCCGGCGCCAUCCUCACCAUCUCCACGCUCUCCAUGGUCAUCUUCGUCGGCUUAUAUGACCGGCUAGUUGUCCCAGCCCUCCGGCGAUUCACCGGCAACGAGAGGGGCAUCACCAUCCUCCAAAGAAUAGGCGUAGGCUUGUUCAGCUCCAUCUCCUUCUUAGCCGCUACUGCAAUUGUAGAAAAGAAACGCAAGGAUUCUCCUGAACCCAUCAGCUUCCUCUGGCUGUGCCCACAACUCGUCCUCAUGGCCAUCUGUGAAAUCUUCACCUUCGUGGGCUUACAGGAAUUCUUCUAUGGCCAGGUGCCUGAGAACAUGAAGAGCCUGGGGAUGGGUAUCUACCUAAGCGUGUUUGGCGUUUCGAGCUUGCUUAGCAGCAUGUUGAUUUCCAUCGUCGAUUUCUUAACCUCUAGAGGAGGGAACAGCAGCUGGUUUCAAGAAGAUCUUAACAAGAGCAAGAUCGACUACUUCUUCUGGUUGUUGGCAGCGAUGAGCAUCGUGAAUUUCUGUUUCUUCGUCUGCUUGGCCAGAAGGUACAGUUACAAGCCCGUGAAGGGGCUUCGAACCGAAGCAGUUGUUGAUCUCCGGGAUGGCGAUCACGAAAUGAGCUCAGACUAA